AAACCCAUCACUCUUCUUCGACAAAAUCACUCUCUCAUUGUCCACUCUCACAUUUGCAUUUAAAAAUACACAUUUUAUCAAAUAUGGUAGGCCAAAUGAAAUCAUUUCUCUUCUUAUUUAUUUUUCUUGUUCUAUCCAAAACCGUCGUAUCAGGUCGAAAACCAUCCAAAUCGCAACCAAAACCGUGCAAGAACUUUGUCCUCUACUACCACGACAUAAUGUUCGGCGUGGACGACGUGCAAAACGCGACUUCUGCAGCCAUUACCAGCCCGCCUGGCCUCGGCAAUUUCAAAUUCGGGAAACUCGUGAUCUUCGACGAUCCAAUGACCAUAGACAAAAACUUUAAAUCCGAACCCGUGGCGCGAGCUCAAGGAUUCUAUUUCUACGACAUGAAGAACGAUUACAACGCGUGGUUCGCGUACACGCUCGUCUUCAACUCGACUCAACACAAAGGCACGUUGAACAUUAUGGGAGCAGAUCUUAUGAUGGUGAAGAGUAGAGAUUUGUCUGUGGUCGGAGGUACGGGUGAUUUUUUCAUGUCUCGGGGGAUUGUUACGUUUGAGACUGAUACCUUUGAAGGUGCUAAGUAUUUUAGGGUCAAGAUGGAUAUCAAACUCUAUGACUGUUACUAAGAGAGACCAUUAAAUGGUUCUCGAGAGAGAGAGAGAGAGAGAGUGGCUGACUAGCUACUUUGAAACUUUUGAUCAUCGAAUAAGUUUAAGUUGAGAUUUUUAUGUUUUCAGUUCAAUUUGCGGUUUGAUGUAUUAUAUGUAAAUGAUUUUGUUUUGUCAUGUGUUGUUUGAUAAAAACUUACACCGUGUUUUACAAUA
This is a messenger RNA of Camelina sativa (false flax), 830 nucleotides long. Its product is annotated as dirigent protein 5. The record is from RefSeq and is a predicted model, not a curated record. NCBI's taxonomy places the organism in Eukaryota, Viridiplantae, Streptophyta, Magnoliopsida, Brassicales, Brassicaceae.